This is a messenger RNA of Exophiala spinifera, 2088 nucleotides long. RefSeq lists its product as uncharacterized. The coding region runs from base 1 to 2088 and encodes 695 amino acids. NCBI's taxonomy places the organism in Eukaryota, Fungi, Ascomycota, Eurotiomycetes, Chaetothyriales, Herpotrichiellaceae. The record is from RefSeq and is a predicted model, not a curated record. Gene Ontology annotation, cellular component: membrane. The transcript has a single exon.
AUGGCGACCUCGAUCGGCUCAGAUGUCUUUGCAAUUCUGGCUUUCUUGGUCAUCUCUAUUGCCGUUCUCCUCCUUCUGCGGCACUAUCUGCCUCUCCGGACCACUCCCGCCUUUCUCCUAGUUCCCAUCUUCCUCGCCCUAGUCCUCCCCAUCAGUGCUAUUUUGUUAGUACCGAUCGACCUUGCUUCGAGCGCUCGAGAAGGAAGUCAUGGCGGCAAGGGAAUAUGGCUGCCGCCAAGAGCCGUAUUGGUCUCGUGGAGGAUUGUGUACUGGUUAACCUUCAUGUUGACUUGGGUGGUCCUCCCUCUACUGGGUGAAUACAUGGACGCAGGCUACCGCGAUUCAAAAUCUCGCAUGACAUAUUCACUGCGGUCCAAUGCUCGAUACCAACUCAUUGUCCUGGCUUGCGCCGUCGCGGGAUUGGUCUACAUGAUCUUUUCGUAUGGCUUCGAUUUCACAGCCAUUCGCGCAUUGAUCAUGGCCCUUGCCUACGUCUGGGGCCUCAUCCUCGCCAUCUACCUCAUGGGACACGGGUUGGUUGCAAUUCCUAGAAAGAUGUUCAGGCGAUCCGACAUUGCUGGUAGUCUGCGCGCUGUGCAGAGUCGAGCGCCGAAAGUGCACGAGAAGCUUGAAGAUGCCAUCAUCUCCCUGGACGAGCUCGAGGCGCAGGUCAUGCAACUCAAGCAGCGGAAGACUGGCACAGCCCGCGAUUUUCAAGAAUGGAUUGAUGAGCUCGUCGACCUCACCGGCCAGUCAGAAUCUCGCAUCUUCAGCAAUCCCGCCACAUUCGAGGCGUCGGCCAAAGUGCCAGCUGUUAUCACUGAACGCUAUUUGGCCGACUUGACACGCCGCCUCGUGCGUGCCAGACACCGAAGAGCCCGAUAUAUCCUCGAGUGGGACGGCAUUGUCCAGUCUGCGUCUGUUCUACAGGCCAUCAUGGACUCAAAAGCGUCCAAGAAACUCGACUUCCGGCGCUCUUCGUCUCGCUUCUCCCUCCUCACCCCGUUUAUGCGCUAUCACCUGCAUGUUCAUAUCGUUCCAGCCUUACAGUUAACGCUCGGAGGCCUAUUCUCGCUUGCCUCGCUGGCAAUAAUAUGGUCUGAGAUCAUCAAAUUCCCGGCACCGCAUCUGUCUGCGGUAAGCUUGACCGUCAUACACCACCCGAGCAAUAUGGACUAUCAGAUUGGUCUUGGUGGCCAAAUUCUAGCUUCUUGCUGGAUAACAUACAUGUGCGCAUGUGCGUUGUUCAGUGUCAACGAUGUGCCGACGUGGAAUCAGCGUGCGCUGGUCAAACGAAACACCUAUGCUGAAUCCGCAUGCUGGUAUGCUGGCCAGAUUGCCAAACUCACCGUACCUUUGGCAUACAAUUUCUUGACGUUCCUUCCCCGCGACAUCCAACAGUCUAGCACCUUCUACCAGUUCCUCGGACGAUUCAUCAACCUCACACCGCUGGGGACGUGGUUCGACUAUCUCUUCCCAAUAUUCAUACUUAUCCCAGUGUGCGCCACCCUGUUCAAUAUGUAUGGUCGGAUCAAGAGCGCCUUUGGUUUUGAUAUAACGGAGGAUGAAGACGAGGAAUUGAACCCUUCCGGGUUCGGAACUGGAGGGUGGAGAGAGGGCCGGGAUCUCAUUGCGCGAGAUAUUCAAGGCAACCGCUCGAGCACGUUAGGGCUCAGCGACUCUCCGCGGCACAGUCUUGACGGCCCCAGACGCCCGCGCGAUGCUCCCACAAGAUGGGUGCCUCCCGCGCAACGGCCGGCAGGUCCAGGUACGGCGAACAGAUCGGCGGCACGAACCCUCGAUCCGGAACCAGAAGAAGAGAACUUCUUCACGCUCUUUGGCCGCCGGGUGAAGAAUACAAUCGACACAAUCGACACGCCGAAAUGGAUGCAGCCGACUCGCUCGACGUCGGGCCUGGGUGGCGGCGGCGGCGGGUUCAAGAGGCCGAAGUGGUUGGGUGGCAGCAGCGACUCUGCUGCGUCCAACUCAGCGCCAGGUCAGGCCCCAGAGAGCAACAGUGCGAAUAACAGCAACAAUAUCCUCGGCCGGUUCGGGUCGAGAGGCGGUGACGGACGCAUCAUGAUCUAG